UCCUUCGUCUUCCAAUGUCCGUAACUCAACUUUUUCCUACUCCUGCCUCCAGUACAUCCAUUACUUAUAAUGCUAUAUCAGGUACUGCGAUUUCCGACGAUCUCAUGAAAUCGUGCGCGCAACUCUUCAGUACCAACUACGGAAUUUGGGGAGAAAAUGCAACCAGUAUCUCGAAGUACAUCAAGCCUGGUCAACCAGUCAAGAUGACUGAUAGCAAGUUGCGAAGUCAAUCUGUAUCCAUUCCAGAUCACACUGUCCUUGUGACGUGUUUUCACCAUGAGAAACUUGUCGGACAUGCCUUCGCUAGUGUCUGGUCUUUUGAAGGAGGUGUGGUCGGGUGGAUCACUCAGCUCGUUGUUGACAGGAGUCUUCGUAGACGAUACAUCGCAACUCAGCUGUUGCAAACCCUCAAGCUUCACCCCUUGUUUCAAAGAGUUACUGUCGUCGGCCUUGUUUCAUCUCAUCCCGCUGCGUGCACUGCUUUAGCAAAAUAUUCCAAUGUUGACGUGCAUGCAGUCGACUUGUCUUUUAUUCGUGAACAUGCGACGAAAGUUCUGGAGGCCUCCCCCGUCGACUAUAUCAAGAGCGCGCAACUUCGUGGUGACCUCUUCCAGGAGAACUCAGACACUGGGGCUGUUUCAUCCGCAUUCACGGAGUUUUAUGUUGAUCAUGCGGAACCGUCGAAGGCGUUGAAACAAUUCAAGGCGAAAGGUAAAUGGUGCUUGGGUGAACUUCUUGAAGGACAUGAAUAUCUUGCUCUCUUUCCCGUGUCGCCUGGCCGGGCCUUGGAGUAGGGCCUAUUGGGACUUAAGCGCAUAAGCUCAAGGUCCGGAUUAAGGUAUGCGCGUGAGAUGGGGGGCUGAGCUGCGACGCUGCUUAUGGGUGCUACAGGGGCUCAAGCUGAAAGUUUGAAGAAACAAUGAGUCAUGUCACUAUUUAUUACUCUCAAAGCUGUAAUGCCAGUGUGAACUAGGUUGACUCUGAUAGCCAUGGCCUUAUCGCGCGAGAUGACAAGUCGACGGACGACAAAGAGCCCAGGGUCCGAGACAUGAUGCAUGACCUCACACCAAGUUGUAAUCAUAGUUGUUCCAUCAGUAAUAGGGCUCCAGCGGACGCAGGCGAUUGGUGGGUGUCAAGUUGAAGUUUGUACCCUGGCACACGAGAACCACACGAGACGCACGCGGAUGCACGAGG
Suillus subalutaceus is the source of this 1194-nucleotide messenger RNA. RefSeq lists its product as uncharacterized. Gene Ontology annotation, molecular function: acyltransferase activity, transferring groups other than amino-acyl groups. Lineage: Eukaryota; Fungi; Basidiomycota; Agaricomycetes; Boletales; Suillaceae. The record is from RefSeq and is a predicted model, not a curated record. The transcript has 4 exons. The coding region runs from base 15 to 794 and encodes 259 amino acids.